This is a messenger RNA of Hipposideros armiger (great roundleaf bat), 1257 nucleotides long. It is a transcript of the gene NRGN, whose product is annotated as neurogranin. The record is from RefSeq and is a predicted model, not a curated record. Bases 197 to 433 code for a protein of 78 amino acids. Gene Ontology annotation, molecular function: calmodulin binding. The transcript has 4 exons. NCBI's taxonomy places the organism in Eukaryota, Metazoa, Chordata, Mammalia, Chiroptera, Hipposideridae.
AUUGGCUUCGCGACCGCAGGGCUCAGGUUACAUUCGCGAGCGGAGCCGAGCGCGGGAGAGCUGACCCCAGAGCGCUGCGGAGGGCUCGGCGCGGGUCCGCGGGCGCCGGUCAGCCGCGGAGUUCCCCAUCCGGCACCACAUAGACCCACCCCCGCCCUGCGCCAGCUCCGCCCAGCCGAGGACCCCCAACCCCAGCAUGGACUGCUGCACCGAGAGCGCCUGUUCCAAGCCUGACGACGACAUUCUAGACAUCCCGCUAGACGAUCCUGGUGCCAAUGCUGCAGCUGCCAAAAUCCAGGCGAGUUUCCGGGGCCACAUGGCGCGGAAGAAGAUCAAGAGCGGAGAACGCGGCCGGAAGGGCCCGGGACCCGGAGGGCCGGGCGGAGCUGGGGGCGCCAGGGGAGGCGCGGGCGGCGGCCCCAGCGGUGACUAGGCCAGAAUUGAGCAUUUUUGAAGUUCCCGAGGAGAGAUGGAUGCCGCGUCCCCUUCGCAGUGACGAGACUUCCCUGCCGUGUUUGUGACCCUCUCCUUCCCACCAACCUGCCAGCUUCAGGAGCCUCCCUGCGUCCCCAGAGACCCUGUCCCAAGCAAGCUCCGUCGAGGACUCUCUUAAGUCCGUGCCCUUUCAGUUCUCUAUUCUAGUACGGUCCCGGAUAGCCCUUCUUCCCCACCCUCGCUCUAAACCUUGCGCUCCCCAGUCGUCAUUCUUUGCUGCUCGACCCUUUCCCCGCACCAGCAUGCAGCUGCCACUGCAGCCUUGCGCUCCCCAGCGCGCACCGCGGAGGGCGCCAUAGCCUCUGCGUUACCCGAGGACAACCACUUAAAACAACAAAAAGUCCUUUCGUUCCAUGCUCAGCUAAAGGGGGCGCCCUUUGUCUUCGUGCUGUUCCCGCUACUGCCCAGCCCCAGAACUCUGGAUCUGGAGCGAGGAGGGGAGAAGGGUUUGUAUGGUAUCGGAUAGCCCUGGCUCGGAUGGGAAGGAAAGUUUCUAUUUUACACCCUACCCCAAGCCUGCCUGUAAUGCGCCCUGCCCUCUCCCGAGCGCACCCCGAGAGUCACCCUCCGCAGCUCUCUUGUUAUGCAAACGCCGAGCGCCGGGAGGCUCGGUGGGAGGGGUCUGCCGUGGCCCCACCCCUGCCCUGCUGGCCCCAGCCCGCCGGGCUCCUGGGGCUGCGGCCGGAAGGUUUUUUAAUCUCCGUGUGUGCAUGUGACUGUGCUGGGUUGGAAUGUGAACAAUAAAGAGGAAUGUCCAAGUGU